AAACAAUGUAACAUGGACACCAAAAUAAAGCCGCCUUUAACGGUGACGGUAACGGUAACGGCGUUUGAGUGCUCUUGACAAUACAUGAAAAUUUAGUAAUAGAGUUAAGAAAUGAAAUUAAUAGAGUUUGGAGUGAGACAAAGAGAGAAGAGAAGAUUAGAGAGAGGAGAGGAAGGGUCAAAGAAUACAUAGCAUCACCACUAGUCAACGCUUUUAUAAAACUUCUUCUUCGUCUCCUCUCCUUCUCACAUCUCUCUCUGUCUUUCUCUCUCAAACCUAACAAAAGCUUCAGACUUCAAUUCUUUAGCUACCUCUCUCCCAUGGCAGUAAGUGUUUUCUUUCCUUCUUUCCUUCUCCUCUUCUUCUUAUUUAGGUCUAGAGCUUUCUCUCAGAUUAUAGUUUUUGUUUCGAUUCCGUCAAUCUCUGACCCUUUUUUUGGAGGAUUUGUAGAAAGUUGAGUCUUAAUCUAUUUGCAUUUAUGGUUCUUCCUAUUGAGAUAACAUUUCUAUGGAUUGCGAUGUCUAUUAGUAUUCAACUUUAUGAUUCUGAUUUGCUUUAGAUAAGAAAAGGGUUUUAUGAAAGUUACUAUUUUUAUGGUAAAGUUUCUAUUUUUGCUUAGCAAAGAUUUCAACUUUAUCAUUGUACUUGGUCGAAAUCGAUAAACCCAAUUUGUAUUUGUUCUGUUUUGGAUUCUUAAGUGAAUUUGCUAUCUUGUUUCUGUGAUGAUUGUUCUUUAGGAUGUUAUGUUAUUGAAUGUUUUGUGGAAGGACAUUGUUGUUGAAUUGUUUGUUGCAACAGCGUUCGAAUGUACCAAAAUUUGGAAACUGGGAAGCUGAGGAGAAUGUUCCUUACACAGCUUACUUUGACAAAGCUCGUAAGACUCGAGCACCCGGUAGCAAGAUCAUGAACCCGAAUGACCCGGAGUAUAACUCUGACUCUCAAUCACAAGCUCCUCCUCAUCCUCCUUCUUCCAGAACCAAACCUGAGCAAGUUGACACGGUUAGAAGAUCACGUGAGCAUAUGAGAAGCCGAGAAGAGAGCGAGUUGAAACAGUUUGGUGAUGCUGGUGGUUCAUCAAAUGAAGCUGCUAACAAAAGACAAGGAAGAGCUUCUCAGAACAAUAGUUAUGACAACAAGUCACCUUUGCAUAAGAAUUCUUAUGAUGGUACUGGAAAAUCUAGGCCUAAACCUACCAACCUUAGAGCUGAUGAAAGUCCUGAAAAAGUCACAGUGGUGCCUAAAUUCGGUGACUGGGACGAGAACAACCCGUCAUCAGCUGACGGAUACACGCAUAUCUUCAAUAAAGUCCGUGAAGAGAGAAGUUCUGGAGCAAAUGUGAGUGGAUCUUCAAGAACGCCGACUCAUCAAAGCUCCCGUAACCCGAACAACACUUCCUCAUGUUGCUGCUUUGGCUUUGGAGGAAAAUGAAAGGGACCGGAAGAUUGUAUAUAGUUAUCGAGAAAUCAGUGUGUAAUCUUGAUGAUUAGACAUUCGUGCUUCUUUAGAUGAAAUAAGGCAUAAGUCUCACUUGCAUAAGAUUUUUAUAGUAUAAUUUUUGUAUGUAUAUUUUGCAAUUCUUCCUUAAUACUUUUGGUGUUUUCAUAAGACACAUUCCAGUUUCGGAUCUGCUUGCAGAUGCAUUAUAUCUUGCUUGGUACGGCCUGAGUGAUUUGGUAACUGAUUUGAUAUGAAUCAGAGAUAUUUGGGUACCUCCAAGUUUGUUGUUUCUAAUGUUCAAAGCCUUAACUCUGCACCACUAUAAAGAAAGA
This is a messenger RNA of Arabidopsis thaliana (thale cress), 1769 nucleotides long. RefSeq names its product RPM1 interacting protein 4 (gene RIN4). Lineage: Eukaryota; Viridiplantae; Streptophyta; Magnoliopsida; Brassicales; Brassicaceae. Gene Ontology annotation, cellular component: endomembrane system. Bases 754 to 1428 code for a protein of 224 amino acids. The transcript has 3 exons. The record is from RefSeq and is marked reviewed.